AUGAAGAUGCGAGUGACGAAGAGCUGUCUUCUUUUUAGCCUGACUGGCUCGUCUCUGGCCUACCCAAAGCGCGAGACAUCUGCUGGCCCAGACGCGCAGAAAGCAAAGGCAAUCAAAGAGACCUAUCAGAGGUCGUGGAAAGGCUACUAUGACCAUGCGUUUCCGAACGACACUCUCACCCCUUUGACGAACUCAUACGUCAAUGACAGGAAUCGCUGGGGCGUCACAGCGAUCGACGCGAUCAGUGCGAGUAUCGUCCUUCGCGAUGAGAAGAGCGUCAAUCAGAUCCUCGAAUUCGUGCCGACAAUCAACUUUACGACCACGGCCGAGCCCGGUGACAUUUCGCUGUUUGAGACCAACAUUCGCUACUUUGGCGGUCUUUUGUCCGCCUAUGAUCUUCUCUCGCAAGAGCCAUGGAGCGACCUUGUCACGAACAAUACUCACGUCGAAGCUUGCCUCAAGCAGGCUCAGUCCCUGGCAGACUCGUUGAAGUUCGCCUUUGACACGCCGUCCGGCGUCCCUGACCCUAUCAUCCAACUCAACCCUGAGCCCAAACGCCAUGGUUCGACACAGAACAACAUUGCCGAAGCGGGCACCCUCGUUCUAGAGUGGACACGUCUAUCCGACAUAACAGGAGACCCCCGGUACGCCGAGCUUGCUCAGAAGGCGGAGUCCUACAUGCUCAAGCCCUCGCCUCCCGAGACCGAGCCCUUCCCGGGACUGACAGGCACCUUUCUGAGCCUCGAGGAUGGCACAUUUGUGGACAAAGAUGGUGGCUGGGGAGGGUACACGGACUCUUUCUACGAGUAUCUGAUCAAAAUGUUCCUUUACGACCCCGAGGAAUUCGGCCUCUACAAAGAACGGUGGAUUGCGGCCGCGGAUUCUACCAUUCAGUUCUUGUCAAGCCAUCCUUCCACCAGGGAAGACAUUACUUUCCUGGCUCAAUACGCCGGCACCGAUAUCAUCCCCACAUCUUCUCAUUUGGCCUCCUUCACCGGCGGAAACUUCAUGCUCGGUGGCAUCGUGCUCAAGGAGCAAAAGUACAUUGACUUUGGACUCACCCUCGCCAAUUCCUACUACGAAACCUACCGCGGUAUCAUCACGGGCAUCGGUCCCGAGGGCUUCCGCUGGGUCGACAAUACCCUCCCCACCAACUCAACCAAUAACCUACAGCCACCUAGUGAAGAUGCCGGGUUUUGCGAGAAGGCUGGGUUUUGGGCCACCUCGACCGCCUACAUUCUCCGUCCCGGGAUCCUCGAGACGCUGUACUACGCCUACCGUGCCACAGGCGACAAGAAUUACCAGGACAUGGCGUGGGAGGCAUACGAGAACAUUGUCGCGGCAGCCGAGACGGGUGCGGCGUUUAGCAGCUUGCGCGACGUGACGGUUGUGGGUGGGGGGUACAUUGACAAGAUGGAGAGCUUCUGGCUGACCGAGACGCUCAAGUAUUUGUUCUUGAUGUUUGACGAGGAGAGUGAGCUGCAGGUCCAGAAGGAGGGCAGCAAGAUGAGAUGGGUGUUCAACACGGAGGCGCACCCCGUCAAGAUCCGAUAG
Molecule: messenger RNA, 1554 nt
Organism: Emericellopsis cladophorae
Lineage: Eukaryota; Fungi; Ascomycota; Sordariomycetes; Hypocreales; Bionectriaceae
Product: mannosyl-oligosaccharide alpha-1
Exons: 4
Coding region: 1-1554 (517 amino acids)
Biological process (GO): N-glycan processing; carbohydrate metabolic process
Cellular component (GO): endoplasmic reticulum; Golgi membrane
Molecular function (GO): mannosyl-oligosaccharide 1,2-alpha-mannosidase activity; calcium ion binding
Source: RefSeq, a predicted model, not a curated record